UGAUUUGAAACACUCAACAUGGACUUUUCACGUCUACACACGUACACUCCUCCCCAGUGUCUGCCAGAGAACACUGGCUAUACAUAUGCACUCAGUUCCAGUUAUUCUUCAUCUGCUUUGGAUUUUGAGACUGAAAACAAAAUAGAUGCAGUAUUUGAUUCACCGAGAAUGUCACGACGUAGUUUACGGUUAGGUGCUGCAGCAAUUAAUAAAUCAGAUGCUGCACUAAAUGAUCCCCUUGAUGAUGGCUCUUACUCCAGAAGCAUGUCCUUCAGAGAACAGUCUUCUAAGGUGGUGAAGCAGCGCAAAAGUACGAAUAAACAGUCUGGCAGUGCAAGAAGCACACCAAGGAAAAAUCUAUCCAGUUCUGCCAUUCUCAGCUCAGGCAGUUUCAAUAGCCACGCCAGUGAUGCAUCGAUGGUAUCCACUGUACUGGAUGAAUCUUUGAUUCGAGAGAAGACAGAAAUCGAUAAUUUUUGGGGUCUUGAUGAUGAAGACGACCCUGAAGGUCGUGGUACUACACUGGUGGAGGGAAAUGGCAAUAUAACAGCAGCAGGAACUCAGGCUACAACCAUCAAUGGCUACACUUGCAGUGACUGCAGCAUGCUUUCAGAACGGAGGGAGGUUCUUACAGCGUACUCCGCUUCUCACGUGCCGUCGUCCAGAAUUUACUCCAGGGACAGGAGCCAAAAACAGGCGUUUAGAGGAAUGUAUUUCUACAUGAGUAAGAUUCUGCGAUUGGUCAAACAUGCUGCAGCAUCUUUUGCAUCGCUGUUAGUGCAACUGUUUCAAAUGGUUUUGCCGAAGCUGGGUUAUGAAUUUAAAGCUCACUCAGACUACUGUGGAAGUAUGAAUGUAAAGGAGUUUUACAGAGAAAAUAGCCAUCUUGGUGUAAAUGAGGAAUCAAUAUGUGAUGACUGUAAGGGGAAGAAACAUCUUGAGAUACACACCACAGACCACAUGCAGUCCUCAUGGGCUAAAAGGGUAGCAAGGACCAUUUGGCACACCUUUUCUUAUGCAGGUUACUUUAUGCUUCACGUGUUGCGAACAGUGGGAGCAACGGGAUGGCUUGUGUCUCAGAAGGUGUUGUCUCUACUUUGGCUGGCCAUUCUUUCUCCAGGGAGGGCAGCUUCUGGCAUGUCCCGCUUGCUUAGAACUGGAUGGUAUCAACUUGUUACUCUGAUGUCUCUGCUCAAGGUGUUUCUUCUUAGAAGAUGCCUUCCAAAGACUUAUAAGCUGUUACUGUUUCUUAUCCCACUCCUGUUUCUACUAGGUAUAUGGUUCUGGGGGUUUGAUGGCUUAAUUUCAUCAUUGCCUUCACUGAACUGGACAAGAAUUGAUAGAAUACAGAAAACAGAUGACUUCGUCAGUGUUCCUGAACCACAGGCUGAUUCAUUUCACUCUGUGCAACCUCCAAAGGAUACCAUGAAUGUCUUUGAUUCCGGUCGUAUAAGUGAGCUGGAAAAGCAAAUGGCCUUCCUGUCAGACAGAUGGCGUCACCAUAGUGAAGACUAUAGCAAAGUGAUGCUUCUACUCCGUAAUCUUCAAGAUGAGGUUGCCCAGAUGAGCGACAAAAGUGAAAUAUUAAAGCUAAUAAAAAAUGUGAUAGGACAACAUAUUAAAGAAAUGGAACUGGAGGAAAAGACUGACUUCCUGGCUAAGCAUCAACAACAUGAGUUGCGCAUUCUGACUCUUGAAGAUGUUCUUGGAAAGCUGUCUGCUGAAUCCAAGGACAUGCAGAAGGAUCUUGACAUAGCCAAAGCAAAAACAGUGAGAGAUGAUGAUGAACAUGGACAACUCUUGACCAAGAUUAAAAAGCUAGAACUGGCAUUGUCUCAGAUGAAGUCGGAGCUGUUAACUGUGGAAAGCGUGAAGAAGAGUUACGAGAAAAUGGAUGACAUUCAUGAAAAAGUACAUGCCCAGGUCAAAGAAUCUGUCAAGCUACUGCUCUUUGGUGGUCAACAAGACAGCUUUACUGAAUCGCUUCUCCAGUGGCUUACAUCCAAUUUUGUAAGCAGAAGUGAUCUGCAGACUUUGUUGCGGAAUCUAGAGUUGCAGAUCCUCAAGAAUAUUACACUCCAUAUGUCUGUUACCAACAAAAAGCUAACACCUGAAGUAGUAACAAAUGCUGUGACUAAUGCAGGGAUUUCUGGAAUCACAGAAGCGCAAGCACAGAUUAUUGUAAACAAUGCCCUGAAACUCUACUCUCAAGACAAGACUGGUAUGGUAGAUUUCGCCUUGGAAUCUGGAGGUGGCAGUAUUCUGAGUACUCGCUGUUCUGAAAGCUAUGAGACCAAAACAGCAUUAAUUAGCCUCUUCGGAAUUCCUCUGUGGUACUUCUCUCAGUCUCCCCGAGUGGUGAUUCAGCCUGAUGUGUAUCCAGGAAACUGCUGGGCUUUCAAAGGAUCACAGGGGUAUCUUGUGGUCAGACUUUCGAUGAAGAUCUAUCCAACUGCCUUUGUAAUGGAACACAUACCAAAAACACUGUCACCAAAAGGAAGUAUCACCAGUGCUCCUAGGACCUUUUCAGUAUAUGGUCUAGAUAAUGAAUAUCAAGAAGAAGGCAAGCUUCUAGGACAGUAUGUCUAUGAUGAAGGAGGAGAACCACUGCAGAUGUUUCCAGUGAUGGAGAUGAGUGAAGAUGCAUUCCAAAUAGUGGAGCUGAGAAUUUUUUCGAACUGGGGACAUGCGGAGUACACUUGCCUUUAUCGGUUCAGAGUGCACGGGAAACCUGCAGAGUAA
This is a messenger RNA of Eurypyga helias (sunbittern), 2742 nucleotides long. RefSeq names its product Sad1 and UNC84 domain containing 1 (gene SUN1). Bases 19 to 2742 code for a protein of 907 amino acids. Lineage: Eukaryota; Metazoa; Chordata; Aves; Eurypygiformes; Eurypygidae. The transcript is spliced from 22 exons. Gene Ontology annotation, molecular function: protein-membrane adaptor activity. Gene Ontology annotation, biological process: nuclear envelope organization. Gene Ontology annotation, cellular component: meiotic nuclear membrane microtubule tethering complex; nuclear envelope. The record is from RefSeq and is a predicted model, not a curated record.